Molecule: messenger RNA, 1554 nt
Organism: Chaetomium fimeti
Lineage: Eukaryota; Fungi; Ascomycota; Sordariomycetes; Sordariales; Chaetomiaceae
Product: major facilitator superfamily domain-containing protein
Exons: 5
Coding region: 1-1554 (517 amino acids)
Biological process (GO): transmembrane transport
Molecular function (GO): transmembrane transporter activity
Source: RefSeq, a predicted model, not a curated record
AUGACGAACGAUAAAACACAGCAGUCCCCGGCAUCUGGUCAAGGGUCAGAAUCAAACCCCAGACCCGACCAUGAGCAACCCGGAAAAGGAACUCCGAGUCCGCAACCAGGAACCGAAACAGAUGAGAAGUCUGCUAGGGAUAACAAGCCAACUGCGAGCCGUAUUGACGAUACUCCGGCCUCGGGUGUGCCGGAGUCAACGAAAUGGAGCACUCUCCAACGAGUGUGGAACUGGAAGCCCAAGGCGGCUCGCUAUGAUCCCGAGAACCCUCCCGAGUUCACCAUCUGGCUGAACAUGCUGUUUGGUUUUGCAUCCUGCUUCACCGUCGCCAACCUCUACUACAACCAACCCAUCCUCAACCGCAUCGCCGAAACCUUCCACGUUACCUUCGAACAAGCCUCCUCCGUCGCCACGCUCAUGCAAGCCGGUUACGCCGGCGGCCUCCUACUGAUCUGCCCACUCGGCGACAUCUUCCCCCGCCGACCCUUCAUCCUCGCCCUCGUCACAUUCACCGCAACCCUCUGGCUCCCCCUCUGCCUAACCUCCUCCCUCCCGCUCUUCCAAGCCCUCUCCUUCCUCGCCGGCCUCACCACCGUCACCCCGCAGCUCAUGCUCCCCCUCGUCGGCGACCUCGCCCCGCCCCACCGCCGCGCCAGCUCCCUGGCCGUCGUCGUCUCGGGCCUGUCGCUGGGCGUGCUGGUCGCCCGCCUGCUGUCGGGGGUGCUGGCGGCGUAUACGCACUGGCGGGGUGUUUAUUGGUUUGGGCUGGGCGUGCAGUGGCUCGUGAAUGCUGCGUGUGGUGGCGUAAGGGGGUAUGUGGGCAUGGUGGUCGGGGUUGGGCGGUUGUUGGUGACGGAGCCGUUGCUGGUGCAGGUGGCCGUGGUGGCGUUCCUGUUGAGUGCCGUGUUUACGUCGUAUUGGACGACGUUGAGUUUCUUGUUGGCGAGUGAGCCGUUUGAGUAUGGGAGUGUGGUGGUGGGCUUGUUUGGGUUGAUUGGAGUGGUGGUGAUACUGGCCGCGCCCGUGUACAGUCGGUUGGUGAUCGACAAGGUGGUGCCGUUGGCCUCGGCGAUCAUGGGCUUGUCGGUCGAGUUGGUGGGUGUGGUGGUCGGGACGUUCACGGGUUCGUUUCAUGUUGCCGGGCCGGUGAUCCAAGCGAUUGCCAUCGACCUGGGUUCCCAGUUCACGCAGAUCGGGAACCGCGCAGCUGUGUAUGAUAUCCAGCCCCUGGCCAGGAACAGGGUCAACACGGCCUACAUGGUGGCCGCCUUCUCGGGGCAGUUAACGGGCACGGCGGUUGGGAAUAGGUUGUAUGCUCAGGGGGGGUGGGUGUAUAGUGGGAGUUGCAGCAUCGCCUUCAUUGCCCUUGCGUUGAUUGUUUGUCUUGUUCGAGGCCCGAGGGAGACCGGGUGGGUCGGAUGGUCGGGAGGAUGGGCAAUACGCCGGGAUGAUAUACCAAGCGGGAGCUCCGAACCCGAUCCCGAGGUUUCGGUUGAAGGGACCGAACUAGUAGAGAUAUGUAGCGAAGGCGGUUAUCAUGACAAGAACAAAUGA